Messenger RNA from Vigna umbellata (rice bean), 737 nucleotides. RefSeq names its product auxin-responsive protein IAA30-like. Gene Ontology annotation, biological process: regulation of DNA-templated transcription. Gene Ontology annotation, cellular component: nucleus. NCBI's taxonomy places the organism in Eukaryota, Viridiplantae, Streptophyta, Magnoliopsida, Fabales, Fabaceae. The record is from RefSeq and is a predicted model, not a curated record.
UCUUUCUUUCUUGCUUUCUUUAUUUAAGGCCUCUAAUGUGGCGGCUUCAUCUGUAAUCUACCGAACCAGUUCCUUCCACAAUGGGCAAAGCUUCUAGUUCUUCCUCCUCUUCAAUCACCAGCUGCAGGAACAACCCUUCCAAUUCAACUGCAUCCUCUCUCACACACCAACACAGCCAACACCUUCGCACAGAUCUUAGGCUUGGACUCAGCAUUUCCGCCACUCAACAUGUUGCCUCUUCCAGUUCAGGGGGGCAUUGGCAACCGAUGCAGCCACAUCUAAGCAGUUAUUCACAAGCUACUGAAGUUAAUGAUUGCAGCGAUCAUACGAGCUUCUUUGUGAAGGUUUACAUGGAAGGCAUUCCAAUUGGUAGAAAACUCAAUUUGUUAGCUCAUGAUGGCUAUCACGAGUUAGUGAAGACCCUUGAACAAAUGUUUGACACCACCAUUUUGUGGGGGACUGAGAUGGAUGGAGUUCAACAAGAGAGAUGCCAUGUUCUAACUUAUGAAGAUGGAGAAGGAGAUUUGAUCAUGGUUGGGGACGUUCCAUGGGAGAUGUUCCUUUCGGCUGUAAAAAGGUUGAAGAUCACAAGGGUUGAGACAUUUGGGUGAUAAAUGUUACAAUAUGACAAAAGACUGGUUCUUUUUGUGACUUAAAUUUAGUCCUGAGACUCAAUGUCAGUAGUCAUCCUUAUCAAAGUGGUGUAUAUUCUUAGUAUGUUUGGAUAUUGAAAAGGG